Molecule: messenger RNA, 780 nt
Organism: Paramecium tetraurelia
Lineage: Eukaryota; Ciliophora; Oligohymenophorea; Peniculida; Parameciidae
Exons: 2
Source: RefSeq, a predicted model, not a curated record
AUGGAACCACUUACAAUUCUGACAAAUAUUAUUCAACCAGAAUAUCUCAAAUAUUACAAGGAUUGGAUACAUAUUGCAAGCGAAAAAGAAGCCAGAGGUCUCCAAUUGAUUGGAGCCAUCUAUAAACACAAAGGAAGGAAAUUAUUUAGGUAAUAUUCAGAUCGAUAAUCAUAGAGCAAAACCUCCAACAGUUCAAUUACAAGAGCUAACAGAUCAAUAAGAAUUAGAGUAAUCUUAUUACAGUCAAUUUUGAAUAGUUUUAAAAAGGCUGAGGAGAUGCAUAGAAAAAAUUAAACAUCUACAACCUAUGGUACUGAAUUUGGAUACCUCUAAAAAUUACUAAAACCAUAGAAUAAUGUGUUUAAAUUUAAAAAGUGUUCUGAAUUAGAAUUCGCAUAACCUCUCAAUGACUUAGCUAAAUUAUUUUUGGAUAAUUGGAUUGAAAUGAAUGAUGAAUUGGAGUUUCAAGAACUAGUUCUUAAUUGUCUUAGAGCAUUAUUCAGCAGAUUUAAAGCGUAAUUAGUGCCUAAAACAGAAAUGAAGUAAGCUACACUCUAACUAUUUAUUAGAGUAAAAUAUGAAUAUAAGCCUGACUGGAAACUAUCUAACCCUAUAAGAGUCGAUAAAGCAGGAACAGAUAUUAAUGCUUAUAAAACCAAUUAUAAUGCUAUUUUCAAGUAAAGAUUGAAAUAAGAGCAAAUCAAAUAAAAAAUAGCUGAAUUAGACGGAACUGACUUUGCAAAAGCUUUAACAAUCCAUAAAUCAUUCAAAAUAACUUGA